Messenger RNA from Bursaphelenchus okinawaensis, 709 nucleotides. Lineage: Eukaryota; Metazoa; Nematoda; Chromadorea; Rhabditida; Aphelenchoididae. The record is from the annotation of a GenBank genome assembly.
AUGUCUUCAAGAAAUAACAAUCGAAUUACUAAGAACAAGAUCAAAAAGUAAGAAUUUUGAAUGAAUUUAGGUAUUAUCAUUAAAAAAUUAUUUUUUAAAACUGAAUUUGAAUUUUAGAGACAAACUCAAUGAUAAUCACAAGUUGACCGAGUACUUUUCUGUUCGUCGUAGUACACGAAGAACCGCCGAACAACUAAAGGUAAGGUUAAUGUAGUUAUUUUUGACAUUCUUUGUUUAGUUCGAAGAGAAUGAGAAGAUCAGAAGCUUGAUUGAAACCGGCUACUACGAAGACUACCUCCGAAUCUACGAGACCGAAGAGAAGGGAAGAGGGAUAAAGGCGGGAAGACGUUUCAAGAAGGAUGAUUUUGUCGUUGAAUACCGUGGAGAGAUCCUGACGGCAGCUGAGGGCAAGAAAAGGGAACAAGAGUAUGCCCAGAACAGUCUGAUUGGCUCUUACAUGUACUUUUUCGAGCAUCGAAAUCAGCGGUUUUGUGUGGAUGCGACGGCGGAAAGCCAAUAUAAAGGAAGGUUAGUUAAUCACAGCUUUCUGAAGCCGAAUCUCAAGUCAAGAGUGGUGGAGCUGCCAAACUCGAUCCACCUUUGUUUAUUCGCUAAGAGGGAUAUUGACAUAGGAGAAGAGUUGGUCUAUGAUUAUGGAGAGAGACGGACCAAUGCUAUUGCAUAUAACCCAUGGCUAAAACAAUCGUAA